Messenger RNA from Athene cunicularia (burrowing owl), 953 nucleotides. It is a transcript of the gene RPP14, whose product is annotated as ribonuclease P/MRP subunit p14. Gene Ontology annotation, cellular component: ribonuclease P complex. The record is from RefSeq and is a predicted model, not a curated record. The coding region runs from base 1 to 282 and encodes 93 amino acids. Lineage: Eukaryota; Metazoa; Chordata; Aves; Strigiformes; Strigidae. Gene Ontology annotation, biological process: tRNA 5'-leader removal. The transcript is spliced from 5 exons.
AUGAACACAGAUGAGUGCCUCCCUGGGAGGCGGGAGGGGAGCGGGGUCGCGCUGAGGGCGUGCGGAGAGGUUGGAGCAGCUUUGCCCGUUGAUGUCUUAACAUAUGAGGAAAAAUCUCUGUCUGCCAUAUUAAGAGUUGUUAGCAGUGGCCUUGUCAAGCUGUGGAGCGCUCUAACACUGCUGGGCUUCUACCAGAACAGGAGGUGUGCCUUUCGAGUGCUGCAGACAUCUCCAUUUCUUCUCGCGUUAUCUGGCAACAGCAGAGAACUAGUCUUGGACUGAAUGCAGUUGUUGGUUUGGUUGUACGAAGCAGAAGUUUCUUGAGAUGUUGCAGUCCUUCAGGUGUGGAAUUUCUGGAGGGGAUUUCCGACAAAGAGCCUUGACAAAGCUACCAGUUACCAGCUCACUACUUGGAUGUCCUGUACCUCAGAGUUUACACAUAAAAGUUGGAGACAAAGCCGAACUUACCAAAGCUUUUACGCAGAAUGAUGUUGUUACUUUUUCUGAUUUAACAGGUGACACAAAUCCUUUGCAUUUAAAUGAAGAUUUUGCAAAGAAAUCUAGAUUUGGAAGAACUAUUGUACAUGGAGUUUUGAUCAAUGGACUUAUUUCUGCAGUUCUGGGUACUAAAAUGCCUGGUCAAGGUUGUGUGUUUCUUUCUCAGGAGAUCCGAUUUCCAGCUCCUUUGUAUGUCGGCGAAGAAGCCGUAGCUUCAGCAGAAGUUAAACGCCUGAUGGGUUCUAUUGCACACAUUGCAGUAUCGUGUAAAGUCAGAGAAAGUGGGAAGACUGUUAUGGAAGGGUCGGUGAAAGUCAUGGUGUCAGACAGCGAGAGCUGUUGAUCCUGCACUGCUUUACUAUAAAGGCCAGAAACAUACCCUUGGUUUUGACUCCGUCUUUUUACACAACUCACUUAAUCCAGUAAAUUUGCGACAAAAAAACCUUCAAAAUGUG